AUGUCAGCCAAGUCCAAGGGGACCCCCUCCUCGUCCUCUCCAGCCGAGGGACCGCCGGCAGCCUCCAAAACCAAGGUGAAGGAACAGAUCAAGAUCAUCGUGGAGGAUCUGGAAUUAGUCCUGGGCGACCUGAAGGACGUGGCCAAGGAACUUAAGGAGGUGGUUGACCAGAUUGAUACCCUGACCUCUGACCUACAGCUGGAGGAUGAGAUGACUGACAGCUCCAAGACGGACACCCUAAAUAGUAGCUCAAGCGGGACGACAGCCUCCAGCAUAGAGAAGAUCAAAGUGCAAGCCAAUGCCCCCCUCAUUAAACCCCCAGCCCACCCAUCUGCUAUCCUCACGGUCCUGAGAAAGCCAAACCCUCCAGCGCCUCCUCCACGGUUGACACCCGUGAAGUGUGAAGACCCCCAGCGAGCGGCGCCCACUGUCAACCCGGUAAAGACCAAUGGCACCCUUCUGCGGAAUGGAGGCUUCCCUGGGGCACCGACCAAAAUUCCCAAUGGAGAAAUCUACUGCAAACCCAGCAGUAACGUGGACAAGGCUCCCGGGCAGCCUCUGAUGCACAGACCCGAAAAAGACAGGUGCCCCCAAGCUGGGCCUCGGGAACGAGUAAGGUUUAAUGAAAAAGUCCAGUACCAUGGCUAUUGUCCUGACUGUGACACCAGGUAUCACGUAAAGAACAGGGAGGUCCUCUUACACAGCGAACCCGUCCACCCACCAGGAAAGCUUCCUCCCCAAGGCCCUCCCCACCCACUUCCCCCUCAUCUCCCCCCUUUUCCACUAGAAAAUGGGGGGCUGGGAAUAAGCCACAGUAACAGCUUCCCCCCACCCAGACCUGCAACUGUGCCUCCUCCCACUGCACCCAAACCACAGAAGACGAUCUUGAGGAAGUCCACCACUACAACAGUGUGA
Molecule: messenger RNA, 915 nt
Organism: Rangifer tarandus platyrhynchus (Svalbard reindeer)
Lineage: Eukaryota; Metazoa; Chordata; Mammalia; Artiodactyla; Cervidae
Source: the annotation of a GenBank genome assembly